This is a messenger RNA of Syzygium oleosum, 3319 nucleotides long. RefSeq lists its product as uncharacterized. NCBI's taxonomy places the organism in Eukaryota, Viridiplantae, Streptophyta, Magnoliopsida, Myrtales, Myrtaceae. The record is from RefSeq and is a predicted model, not a curated record. Bases 331 to 3255 code for a protein of 974 amino acids. Gene Ontology annotation, biological process: regulation of defense response to fungus. The transcript is spliced from 5 exons.
CCUCCCAAACGUUCCAUCAUUUUCUCAGCAGAUAGAUUUGUUUCUCCUCCUCCUUGAACAACCCCAAUAUCCUCGUAAACCAGAUUUUGCCCACUGCCCAAAGUAAAACUCGUUUCUUCACCUUCUACUUUGUUGACCCAAAAGACCCACGUUCAAAUUCGCAUAAGCUUUCCCUCAGGUAGAGAAUUUUCCAGCUAGUUUUCUCUGCAUGGGGUCUCGUCUGCUCUCAGCAGGGGACCAGUGGCUCAUGCGUUGUUCACAGCAGAAGAAGUAAAGCAACGAUCUUUUGCGUGGCGUUGCUACGUGACCCUUCACCUUACUGAUGGUGGAAUGAUGUCCGACGGGUCCAGUUCGGCAGUUCGGUUAGUUCGUUGCCCGAGGUGUGGAAAUCUGUCGCCUGAGCCCUCCGACAAUUCUGUGUACCGGUGCGGUGCUUGCGGUGCUUUUCUUAGAGCGAAGAGGAAGAAUGCGCUGGCUGCUAAUUCAAUAUUCUCUUCUGCGGAUACGAUUACUGUUGGCGCUUCUGAUACGAAGAGGGAUGGGGAUACGCUGAAGGCUGUGGAGGGCGGAAAUGAAACAGUAGUUUCCGGAGCAAGUGAUCUCGAUGUAAACAGUAAUUCUUCAUCAGGGACACAAAAGGAGGAUGAUUUCAGCGUUGGAGAAAGGAAUGGGGAUGAAGGAAUGGAACUGAAGGUGGAUUGGUCAGAGGCUGUUGUGGAGGCUGGUCACGGUAUCGAAAGUGGACAACCCUUGACGAUCGAUUUGAACAGGCCAAAAUCUAUAGACUCAAGCAUGGAAGGAGGCCUCAGAGAGAAUCCAGCUAAUUUGACCCGAUAUUCUAGUCGGCCAAGUUCGAGGGUUGAUGCUGACCAGUGGUACAUGACUGGAGAAUGUUUUGAAGGGAUUCCUGGGAACUCCAGUGAUGUAGUUGGGACGAGUAGGAUUCCCUCACAUGAAUAUGUUAGUGAUGGAUCGUCGAAUCAUCAACCUCGUUCCUACUUUGAGCAUGGCAAGUCAGUGAAGAGUAAUGUCCACAUAAAUGGGCUUGAUAGAGGGGAUAGCUUGGACGUAGAUGCCGAGCUCCUGAGAAAGUUGGAUGAUUUGAAACAUCACAUCAGCAGAAUUAGUAAUGCACCCGAGAGAACUGGCGAGACGGCUUUUCUUAAUAGGGAGGGUCUACCCGAGCCUUUUGGUGAUAGAUUCAGGUAUGUCUCUGGUGGACUCUUGACCCCAGGAAAGCCUGUUCUGGUGCCCCCUCAUUUGAUUCAUCAUCGUGAACAGCAUCCUAGCAUCGAUCGAGAUACACAUGACUUCUAUCUUCCUCCUAUUCCUAGGAGUGUGACAACAUCCAGGCCUCACCAUCAAUAUGUAAAACAAUCUUAUCGAGGUCACUUGAAUAAGUACAUGGAUUUGACUCGAGAUUUCUCUGCAUCGGAUUCACAAGAUUCCUCCCUUGACCGCAACUUGUGCACCUGUUUUCAUUGCCGUCACGAACAUGAGCAAGCUCCUCAAUCGGUCCAACCAACUCCUUUUGGCCCUAAAGGGAGUGUCGGCUACCCUGUGAAUUUCACCUCCUAUCACCAUCGCGAUCCCAUCCAAAUUUGGCCUCGUGGUCAUUUGGGUGUUCAUAUUCCCCCUCUGAGUUCUCACAAUCCACGGGCCCAAAGAAGAUGGCCAACUGAGAGUAUUGUUUCAGACACUGAUACCGCCGGUUCUCAGCAGAAGAUAAUUGCGAUUUCAGAUAGAAGUAAGAAGCAUUACCAUCCAAUAUCAGGUGGUGCUCCAUUCAUAACAUGUUGCAAAUGCUCCGAGUUGCUGAUACUGCCUUCCAAUAUAAGCGUGGAGAGGCGUAAAAAACCGAACCUGCAAUGUUGGUCCUGCUCAACUGUACUCUUGGUUGAAGUUCUGGGCAGAAGGCUUGUCACUUCCGUCACAAGACAAUCAUCUUACCUUGACAAUAAUGGUUCUCACGAGGCAGUGAAAGAGAAAAUAGCUAGUCUGCAACGCGGCUUGGGCGUGAAAGGAAUAGACUCCUCCGGUGAUGGUAGUGCCAUAGACAUUUGCUCUCCUGGUCAUGGCAAUUCCAGUUUCCCCAAGAAAUAUGAAGCAAAUGAAGAGUCAGAUGACCGGCAAGUGAAUAUGCAGAACUACGAGCACGGUAGCAGUCUAGCUCCGUCUUCCCAUUCUUCUGAGGAAGAAGAUGUUCCCAAUGAGGUAAAGCUCGGGACAGAUUUAUCCACUUCUGCUGAGAACCCAUUACUACGGGAAGAGUCUCCCACAGUUCCAAGCUUAACAUUCAACAAGAAUCUCGAUAAUUCCAGUUCUAAGAUAUCUGAGGAUCAAUAUGCAGAAGCAAGUGAGAUUAAAGAAAUACAUCGGGAUUUUCUAGUCCAGAAAGGUGUCCCGAGACAAAAACCUGUGCAGGAUACAGCCACAGAAGAUGAGAUCGAGUACUCGCUUAAUGACUACCUUAAUACAUCUCAAGAUUCUUCAGAUGCAAGUAAAGAAGCAGAUCGAUCAAAGACGAAGAAAAGGGACAAAUUUUUCUUUGUGAGCCUCAUUAAGAAGAGCAUUAGAGAUUUCUCAAGAUCUAAUGAGAUUGUGGAAAUUGAAAAGCCUAAUGUCGUCAUUAAUGGGCACCCUAUACCCAACCAUCUUGUCAAAAAGGCUGAAAAACUUGCUGGGCCUAUACGACCAGGGAAUUACUGGUAUGAUGUCCAAGGUGGAUUUUGGGGUGUGAUGGGCAGAACUUGCUCUGGGAUAAUUCCGCCGUUCAUCGAGGAGUUCAAUUAUCCCAUGCCGGCGAAUUGCGCUGCUGGAAACACGGGAGUCUUUGUGAACGGGAGAGAGCUACAUCAGAAAGAUCUGGAACUACUUGCCAGCAGAGGACUGCCGACGGCACCAAAUAGGUUCUACAAAGUCGAGAUUUCAGGAAGAGUUUGGGAUGAGAAGUCCGGCAAAAAGCUAUGUAGGCUUGGAAAGCUCGCGCCAACAGAGCAAAGCGUGGAUUUGGCAUGCGCGAGUCCAGGCAAUGAAGAGAUCCUAUGGACAGUAAAUACACUUUGGUGCUUCAAUGUAUAUAAGAUAGUAUGCCUUUCUUCCCCUCAUUCUCAGGUCGAAGCCAAUCAUUGUUGUGAUUAUUAUCAUGAUUGGAUCUUACAUGAAACUGAACUAGAUUUGCAAGUUUUUCCCAAUCAAAAUUCAAUGCUUGCGACUCUACUAUGUCCAUCUCCUACUCAUGAUAUUCCCAAGUGAGCUGCCUUUUCAUGUUGGUAUUGUCGAUGGAUUUCGAAAUUUCGAGUAUCUCCGAAUCGAGAAG